CGUUGGGGAGGCACGAGGAGAGGGAGCCAGCAACAACAGCUCGGCGAUGGAAUCGUUCACGCUGUGGACCGGUACACAAUCCCCACAAUCCCCCCUUACGCACUGCACUGCACUCACUGAUCGAUCCAGCAGCAACCUCAUCGAUCUUCAUUCACAUUGCACAGGAGCUCUGUGCCGAAUGGAUCGCACUGAACCUACCACCCUCGGAUGUUGUUGUUGAUCAAUAUGGGGCCACCUAGAGCUCGUGGUGGAAUUUGUGGGGAUCGGGUGGGCCAGACCAUAUUGUGAUCGCAUCGAUCGCAUCGCUUCUAGCAACCAUACGACGCUAGUUUAGCCUCUCUGGGGGCUGCCUACACGGGGUUAUUUGUGGAUUCAGGAAACGUGGGUUGCAUGUGAGGUGAGGAGAGAGGGAGCGAGUGAUGGUGGACAGUGGGCAACAGAGCUAUGGCCGGCACCGUGUUCUCAUGGUCUCGGACUUCUUCUACCCUAACUUCGGCGGGGUGGAGAAUCACAUCUAUUACCUCUCUCAAUGUCUGUUGCAGCGUGGGCACAAGGUGGUUGUUGCAACACACGCAUAUGGGCGUAGGAGUGGUGUUCGAUAUAUGACCAACGGGCUGAAAGUGUACUACAUCCCUCGCCUUCCUUUCAUUCAACAAAACGUGCUUCCAACUCUUUCUGGCUCUCUACCAAUUAUCCGAACUAUACUUGUGCGAGAGGGCAUCACAUUAGUUCAUGGCCAUCAAGCCUUUUCAACAUUGUGCCAUGAAUCUCUUCUGCACGCGCGGACUAUGGGGCUUCGGGUUGUUUUCACAGACCACUCCCUAUAUGGCUUCGCGGACCUGGGAAGUAUCCAUAUGAACAAGGUUCUCCAAUUCACUCUCGCAGAUGUUCACCAAGCUAUCUGUGUCUCUCACACCAGCAAGGAAAAUACUGUGCUCCGCUCCGGACUUAACCCUGAGAAGGUGUUUGUCAUCCCAAAUGCUGUAGACACGGCUAUGUUCCGGCCUGAUCCAGAGGCAUGUCCCAGUAUCAAGGAUCAAGUUAUUAUCGUGGUCAUUAGUCGUCUUGUAUAUCGAAAAGGGGCGGACUUGCUGGUGGAAGUCAUUCCUGAGGUCUGCAGACUCUUUCCAAAAGUGAGGUUUAUAGUGGGUGGUGAUGGGCCCAAGAGGGUGCGUCUGGAAGAGAUGAGAGAAAAACAUGGCCUUCAAGACCGUGUUGAGAUGCUGGGAUCUGUGCCACAUGCCGAAGUCCGGUCCGUCUUAGUUCGUGGACACAUUUUCCUCAAUAGCUCGCUGACAGAGGCAUUCUGCAUUGCAAUAUUAGAAGCAGCCAGUUGCGGGCUCCUGACUGUGAGCACACGUGUGGGUGGUGUUCCCGAGGUGCUGCCUGAUGAUAUGAUCGUUCUUGCUCCACCUGUACCAGCCGAGAUGGUAGUUGCUAUUGGUCAAGCGAUCAAGCUUUUGCCGCAAGUAGAUCCAUUCUCCAUGCACAACAGAAUGAAGAAUCUGUAUAGCUGGAUGGACGUUGCCAAGCGUACAGAAGUUGUGUAUGACCAAGCUUUGAGGUCUGAGGACGACGAUUUGCUGCUUCGUCUCGGACGAUACUACGCUUGUGGCCCUUGGGCAGGAAAAUUGUUCUGUUUGGUGGCAGUCGUCAACUACAUCGUCUGGUGCUUCCUUGAGUGGCAACAGCCUGCAAAAGAAAUGGAAAUUACUCCAGAUUUACCGCCACCUCAAGCAUUUGUUGACAAACUAGAUUAGUUCCGAGCUAGACAGUCCUUGAUUCUUAAGUCUCCUCUAUUGGGGUUCCAAUUUCCAUUUUUCACAAUUUCAGCCGAUUUUCGUUAGCAUAGUGCGUCUAUCUUUGCACAACAAGCUUUGUGUGUAAAUUAUUAAUGUUCCUCGUUGGGCGGUUAUUGUCUGACUGAUUUUCAGAAUGCCUACUCCUGUGUUUUUAUCA
Messenger RNA from Physcomitrium patens, 1959 nucleotides. Its product is annotated as phosphatidylinositol N-acetylglucosaminyltransferase subunit A. Gene Ontology annotation, molecular function: phosphatidylinositol N-acetylglucosaminyltransferase activity. Gene Ontology annotation, biological process: GPI anchor biosynthetic process. Gene Ontology annotation, cellular component: glycosylphosphatidylinositol-N-acetylglucosaminyltransferase (GPI-GnT) complex. NCBI's taxonomy places the organism in Eukaryota, Viridiplantae, Streptophyta, Bryopsida, Funariales, Funariaceae. The record is from RefSeq and is a predicted model, not a curated record.